Molecule: messenger RNA, 1570 nt
Organism: Pieris brassicae (large cabbage white)
Lineage: Eukaryota; Metazoa; Arthropoda; Insecta; Lepidoptera; Pieridae
Product: prostaglandin reductase 1-like
Exons: 7
Coding region: 372-1442 (356 amino acids)
Biological process (GO): prostaglandin metabolic process
Cellular component (GO): cytoplasm
Molecular function (GO): 2-alkenal reductase [NAD(P)H] activity; 15-oxoprostaglandin 13-reductase [NAD(P)+] activity
Source: RefSeq, a predicted model, not a curated record
AAUUAAAAUGAACUCGUCUCGUGUAUACAAUACCUGAGAGUUUCGACUUUUGACUAAUAUUAGCAACACUUUAUGCAUUUUUAAAACUUCAAUUUUUUUAGGAUUUAAUGGAUUGUGGUUGUGGUUGGAUCAACCCACAUGUAACAUGAGUAACUACUAUUUUCUUAUAUAAUUACUUGUUUUGCCUACUACAUAACUAAAUAAGCUUCAAUGUAGGUUACAUUAUUAUUAUAUUAACGUUCAGCGACAAACGUGCUGAUUAGAUCUAUAUAACCUUGAAGAUAAUUUUUUAUACAAAUUCAAUAUUACAAAAUACACAGAGCGAACUUUGUACUGACGUUAACGUUUUAUAGAGGUUAGCUAAAAAUAAAAUGACAAAAAUAUUUCAAUUAAUUCACAUUCCGAAACGUCUGUAUUCUGGAUCGGCGAAAGAUAAAGUGAUAGCAAAAAAAUACGUUUUAACCAAAUACUUUCAAGGUGAGCCGAAGGAUAGUGAUUUUAAAGUUGUUGAAGAGGAACUCCCGGAUCUGAAAAAUGGAGAAAUAUUGGCACAAGCCGAAUACCUGAGCGUCGACCCAUAUAUGCGAGCCUAUAUGAUUGGUUACAAACUGCCGACGGACAUGAUUGGGAGCCAAGUGGCUAAGGUAAUAGAGAGUCGUAAUGAUAAAUAUCCAGUCGGUAGCUACGUGACAGAUUCAUUUGGAUGGCGGACUCAUACUAUUUGCAACCCUGAUACUGUACGACCGCAGGAUGUUAUGCCUUUAACAAAGAUUCCUAAUGUCGAGCCUCAUCCUGUGUCUUUAGCCCUCGGAGUUCUGGGAAUGCCUGGAAACACUGCUUACUUCGGAUUGAAAGAGAUCUGCAAACCAAAAUCGGGGGAGACAGUUGCAAUAACUGGUGCAGCGGGUGCUGUUGGCUCGCAUGUUGGUCAAAUAGCUAAGAUUUUAGGUUGUAAAGUGAUUGGUUUCGCGGGAUCUGACGCAAAAUGUGACUAUUUGGUCAAAGAGCUUGGUUUUGAUCACGCUUUUAACUACAAGACAGCAGAUAUCAAAGCGGCACUCAGGCAAGCUGCUCCUAACAGAGUAGAUUGUUAUUUUGAUAAUGUCGGAGGUGAAAUUAGUCACAAAAUCAUGACACAUAUGAAUAAGUAUGGCAGAGUUGCUGUGUGUGGCGCAAUAUCAUCGUACAACGACCUCAAACCCCCAAAAGUGACAAUAAUGCAGCCGGCCAUAGUGUUUAAGGAGUUAAAAGUGGAGGGAUUUUUAGUAAACCGAUGGACGCAUAGAUGGGAGGAGGGCAUAAAUAUGAAUUUGAAAUGGCUGGAAGAAGGCAAAAUUAAAUAUAAAGAAGAAUUAUACCACGGUUUUGAAAAUAUGGUGACAGCCUUAAAUGGUAUUCUUAGAGGAGAAAAUACAGGAAAAGCCGUUGUUAAAGUCAAUUAAUAAUUACAAUUAUACAUUACUGUACCAAUUAAGUUUCGUACAUUUCUUAUGGUUUUAAGUCAAAGUCCAUUUGUAAUAAAUAAUAGUGUUAUAUUUUUUCUAUUGGCAUAAUAAACAAAUUAACAGUU